CCCACCAGAAACUCACCACUACCUCUCUUUCUCACACCCAAGAAAGCAAAAAUCUUCUUAAAGUAAAUACCAAAUGAAGGCAAAACACAUUUCAGUCUUCACCCUUCUGGUACUUCUUCUGGCGGAAGCAGAGGUUUCAAUGGCGGUCACCUGCACACCCACCCAGCUAAGCUCUUGUGUCAGUGCAAUCACAUCUUCUUCUCCACCAACCAAGCUCUGCUGCACCAAGAUCAGAGAACAGAGGCCUUGUCUUUGCCAGUACAUGAAGAAUCAAACUCUCAGGAAAUUCAUUAACACACCAAAUGCCAAACGAGUUGCCAAAACUUGUGGCACACCCUUCCCCACCUGCUAAGACUUAAAUCACUUAUAUAUUUAUAUAUGUAAGCUAUUUUCACGUCUGUUUCUCUACAUUUACAUGUGUUUCUUACAUAUACUCUGUUGGGUGGGAGAUUACAUAGUUGUUAAUUUAUAUUAUACAUAUAUAUAGAGCUCUGUCUGGUGUGAGAUUGAUGCCAUGUUAUGGUAGUUUCUGUAAUGGGUCUGAAGUGUCUUUCCUGUUCCGGUCUUCUCUGGUGUGAUUUUCAUCAUGUUCUAAUUGUUGCAAGCUCAGUACUGUAAUGGAAAUCAAUGUUGGAUAUUAGCAUAA
Molecule: messenger RNA, 646 nt
Organism: Carica papaya (papaya)
Lineage: Eukaryota; Viridiplantae; Streptophyta; Magnoliopsida; Brassicales; Caricaceae
Product: non-specific lipid-transfer protein 2-like
Biological process (GO): lipid transport
Source: RefSeq, a predicted model, not a curated record